Molecule: messenger RNA, 1314 nt
Organism: Parathielavia appendiculata
Lineage: Eukaryota; Fungi; Ascomycota; Sordariomycetes; Sordariales; Chaetomiaceae
Product: carbon-nitrogen hydrolase
Exons: 3
Coding region: 1-1314 (437 amino acids)
Biological process (GO): protein catabolic process; protein modification process
Molecular function (GO): protein-N-terminal asparagine amidohydrolase activity; protein-N-terminal glutamine amidohydrolase activity
Source: RefSeq, a predicted model, not a curated record
AUGAGGAUAGCAUGCCUGCAAUUCGCUCCCCAGGUCGGCGACAUCGACAACAAUCUCAGCCGAGCCGAUGCCGCCCUUAAAACAGCAGAUCCCGAUGGCUCGGUCCUUUUCGACAUGCUUGUCCUACCAGAGCUUGCCUUCACCGGCUACAACUUCGAGUCGCUACAGCAUAUCUACCCCUCCCUCGAAGAAGCUGGCUCGGGCAUCUCUUCGCUGUGGGCCCGAAUAACUGCCCUCAAGCACGACUGCACCGUUGUAGUAGGGUACGCAGAGAAGGUGGACGCAGCCGCCCACGAGUACUACAACUCGGCUCUCAUUGUCAACCGCAAUGGCAACAUCGUCGGCAAUUACAGGAAAUCGUCAUUGUACUAUACCGAUAAGACUUGGGCUCGCGAAAGCGCCGGCGGCUUUUUUCGGGGCAAAAUGCCUGGGUUUGGGAAUGUUGCGAUGGGCAUCGGCACGGAUCUCAACCCUUACCAGCCGGAUACCCCUUGGGACGCAUUCGAAUUUGGGAUUCAUAUCGUUAAAUCUCAGGCAAACGUGGUCAUUCUGAUGAUGGCCUGGCAGACAGACCAAAAUCCGAGUUUGUUCGGCCGCAGCCCUCAAGAGCCCGACGUCGAGACACUUGUCUACUGGGUUCAGCGGCUUGAGCCCGUGAUUUGCGCAGACAAGGAGGAGGAGGUCAUCGUUGUAUUCUGCAACAGGACUGGGGUCGAGAAGGACGCCACAUAUACCGGUACCAGUGCUGUCAUCGGUAUCAAGCAGGGCGAGAUACUCGUCUAUGGAGUUCUUGGAUGCGGAGUGGUCGACCUUCUGAUUGUUGACACGGAUUGCCCGCCCCGAUACAGACUUACGGGUUCCGAUAGCACGGAGGCGGACGAAGAAAGAAACCAAGCAUGCCAGCCAGCCCCUGCUGAUCCCAGUGUUGAGAAUGGGGUUGAUAGACCUGACGAGCCUAUGCGAACGCCCCGGUCACCGACCCACCCUCAGAUCUCCUCCCGGUACGAAUCAGAUUGCUCUAUUACAAAGGCCAACAUUCCGGGUUCUCCAAAUACACAGAAAUUAGCGCACCGGCCAUCCCGCCCCAAACUGGCAAUCCCGUCGUUCACAUUGAGCUUUGACCACAUACAGAGCUCCCGUGAGUCGUGGUCUGCCGUCUUUGGCGGAGGAGCAACCAUGACGCCGAUCACACCGUUUGAGGAGGACGGAUGGAGCUCUACCCCUAUAGACCCGGAACCACCACAGUGGUACCGGAAGUACGAGUCAACAAUGCCGACCUUGGACGAGAGUAUCGGUGAGGAGGAACACGAGUAG